AGAUAAAAAGACUGUUGAUGAAUAGUUCAAUUAAUUUUGCAUGGAGUCAUCCGGAUCGAGCCGCGUCAGAAUUGAGCAGCUCCCGGUUUCAGUUUCUGGUUUAAUCCGAUCGAGUGUGCAAAUUGUAUCGCCUGCGAGAUGCGUUGAGGAGCUUCUUUACAAUGCAAUCGAUGCGGAAGCUGAUUGCAUUGCAGUUCGUUUGGACUUGGAAAAGCGAUGGAGAAUCGUCGUCGUCGACAACGGGGUCGGCAUACAUCCUCUUGACAUGAACAACGUCGGGAAAAGGUAUUUCACCAGUAAGUGUCACAGCACGGAGGAACUCUCUCGGAGCUCAGUUUAUCAUGGUUACCGCGGGGAAUCCCUCUGCAGUAUAGCACAAGUGUCUGGACUAAUGGAAAUCAAGAGUAAAUGUCCCAAUUCCCGAGAGACAAGUUGUCAAUUAUUUUGGCAUGGGAAACCCUGGAAAUGUUCUUCGACUGAUUAUACCGAACUCGCGGGGACCACCGUUACCGUCAUGGAUUUUUUCUACAAUUUACCUGUGCGUAGGAAAGCGAUGAAAAUUUCUGUUGAAAUCAACGCAAUACGACAGUCGUUGAGCAUGAUUGCGGUAGUGUACCCAAAUAUUUCCAUGAGCUUGAAAGACGAAAACACGGGGUCAACGUUAUUUUCCGCUAUCAAGUGCGACUCAACUCAGGAUUCUUUUCGUCGAAUUUUUGGCGAAUCCGCUGCUCUUGGAUUGAGGAAGCUGAAACAUCGUCGAGGAAAUAUUGUUUUAGAGGGCUUUGUCAAAGAACAAUUGUACGAUCGCAGUGUGAAACUGCUAUUUGUCAAUAAGGUGUUUUUGAAGAAAUGCAAACUGCAAUCCGUGGUUGAUGCAGCUUGCGCAAAGGCUCUUCAAUGCGCUCGAAGUGAAAAGGGCUUUGUUUACAUUUUGAACUUUCGGGUUCCUUACGGCGAGUACGAACUCGUACAUGAGCACAAGUGCCGUGCGAUUGAAUUCGCUGACUGGCCUGCCUUGAUUUCAUGCGUUGAAGAAUCAUUCGCAAAAUUCAAAGACGAACGAAUUCUGAGAGUCGACGACGCUGAAGAAGAAGAAGAUAUCGGGAGACUGAUUUCUCAGGAUGUGCCUGAAUCACUUCCGAGGUGUGAUAAUUGGUCAGAUGCGAACAGGAGAAUGAACGUGAAUGAGAAGUUGGCGAGUUUUGCCCAAGACGAGCGUCCUUCUGGAACGAGUCUAAAAAUUCGCCGGAAAGUUUCUGAACCGUGUCGAAGCAAUCGGUCGGGCAUUGUUGCUGCCCCAUACUUCAUGAUUGUAAAACACGCACCGAAGUUACCUCGUUUGAAAACUUUGGACUUCCCGUCACUAUAUAAGUGCUUAUCCGACGAAGUUCCGUCUGAUUUCGAAAGCGUGAAUUUUGUUGCUGGCAAAAAAUUAUGUCGUAAACGAUCCGCAAGUCACAUUACGGUUCGAGGUUCCUCGGUCCCUUCUGUUUCAAAAACCCAGGAUUUCUUCUCGGACUUCGACAGUGAAGCGUCAAAAACACCAAAAUCUUGGUAUUUGCAUGAAGACAACAGAGUUGUUUUUGAUGUCCCCGGAAAUUCCGAAACAAUCGAAAUGGAGUCUGCCGGAAACCCCGUUCCGGUUUCGGAUGAAGCAAAUCGGUGUGAUCAAUUGACCAAAAGUGCCCUGAAUAUUGGCCUAGGCGUUCGUGGGGAGAACCGUUCUGAUCCAUCAUCAGGCGUUAAUUUUCCGGAUCCCAAUAAACGGGAAUCAGAUUCAAAAGUUGAAUCUAUUUCAUCUUCCAUUUCGCCAGAAUCAGUUUUAUCUUGGUCGUCGCACCGAUUUCGCGAAGAAUCGUCUCCCGAGAAACGCGUCUGGAAAGAUACUUCAGACGUUGCUAUCGUGAAGUCCAAGUCUCGCAGUAUUUUCUCUGACCUUGAUGAAUUGGAUGGUUCUGCAGAGAUUAGGAAAAUAUCAGUUGAAACUUCACGGUGUUCCAAACCCGGAUCCAUAAUCGAGAAGUGGAGGACAUCUCAGACGAAACCAGAUGAUUCUCAAUGCACUUCACACCCUCUAAGUGCGUGUUCAGAAGCAUUUGUGGAAUAUCCUCAAAAAAAUUUCCCUGCUGAAACCAUUGAUCUCGUGUCUGACGAAGUUCGUAGCGAACUUACGCCAGUAUUGAACUUGGAAGAAGCUAAUUUUGUAUCACUCACCGAGAGCUGCACAAGAAACGAUUUUCUGGAUUCUUUAAGUGUACAAGCAUCACAAUCAUCUAAAAAGGGCUCCUUUCUGGAUAAAUGGAGGAACGGUUCGCUUGCUUCUUCGCAAGCAUAUCGUUCUCUUGGAAGUCCGGAGGAUUCGCCGAAUGUUGGUCCCCAAAGCAACGAUUUACUUGAUGCGGGAUCAUCAGAUAGUUCGCUCUUUCGCGAAGUAAAUGAUGUGGAUCAGGGUAGUCAUGCAUGUGCCAGGGAAGAAUUGAACUCCUGUGAAUGGACCGGUUUGGAAAGAAAUGAGAGUCACGAAAUUGAUGAUGUCGGUGGGGGAAAAUCCUGUUCUCUUGCAUCUGAUGAAGUCGGAUUGGAACGGAUGAAUCCGGAUCACAUAGACGACCUUUUAAAAAGAAAAUUGCAACCGUCAACCAUAGCAGGCGUCACUGUACGUCAAGAGCCAUGGGCUGAUGAGAAAUCGACAUCUUUCACUCAUUUUGAAUACGACUGGGACAAUCCGGUUUUUCCUGUUAUACCUCAAGUUACUGACUUCUGUGUCCUCACGGAAGGAGCGACAUUGAAAUUCACGAAAAAUAUGCUGGAAACAUUCAGAGUUGUUGGUCAAGCAGAUAAGAAAUUCAUCAUUGUCAUCGGAGAAGAUGAUCAGUCGGCAUCGUGGUUGAUUGCAAUUGAUCAGCAUGCCAUACAUGAGCGCAUUCGCCUGGAAACUUUCCUCACUGAAAACAUUGAAAUCGUCAAUGGAAAUAAAGUUCUGCGCUCGUGUCCUGUGGAUCCGCCGAUCAAAGUUGAGCUUCCAAAGAGAGACGCCGAGAUUUUUUAUUCAUUAUCCGAAUUAUCUUCCGCGUAUGGACUUCGUUGUUCUAAUUGGGAAGAGUCGGAUUCAAGUGUUCUCAUUUACUUCAGUCGUAUCCCGUCCUGUUUCAUGGAGCGCAGUAUUGUGGAGAUCAUAAAGGGCGGACAGAAACGAAAUAACGGUCCUUUCUUGAGCGGUAUUGGUAUUCCGUUACGGAGUGGGGAUCCCGAGGAGCUGCGAAACUUGUGCGCUAAAUUCCUGCUGGAAUUGAUCGAGAGAGUCAAUUCCAUGGACGGAGCGAGAGUUUGGUCUCUCCCGAGAACUGUGUUGGAUAUUUUGGCUUCACGUGCCUGCAAAGUGGUGCCCAACUCAAAAGUGGUCAAGGGCCACAUGCAAAAAGAAGAGCUGGAAUUCAACUCCGACUUUUAUUUUUUUAAGACUGCGCUUCAUUGGGCUGGUAAACGGAAUAAUCUCGAAGUAGUGCGACUUCUUCUGGCAAACGGCGCUGAUCCGAAUAUCCGCAACGCUGAUGGAAAAAUUCCGGGUCAGUUGAGCACUCAGCCGGCAGUGCGUUCGUUAUUGGGUGUAAGUGACCCAGUUGAAGACGGGGUUGGGGAGCCCUUGGAUAUAAUCCCUAAUUAUCUUGCACAUCCGCAAUUGAAUUAUCGAGUGGACAUCGGCGCUAGAAAUCCGAUUAUCAAUUUUCGAAACGGUCUAGGAACUCCGGCUGCAUCGUCUUCACCGAUUGUGGAUGAAUUGGUGUUGAAAGUUCGCAUUGCGGGAAUGGAUGACGAUUUCAUAGAAAUAGAUGUUCCGAAGAGUGAUCUUACUUACGAAAAUCUUCUCUCCACUGCGUGCGCUGAGUUGGAAAUUCCCGAUCAAACAAGGGUGAAGCGAAUCAGGAAGUUACCGAAUACGAUUGUUCGAAGGGACAAGGACGUCACGAGACUCGGUCCAUUUCAAGAAAUUGAACUCAUUAUGACAGAUCAUCGAUAGUUUGUUGGACGUGAUCAAUGUAAUCCUUGACUUGAUCAAAUUAAUUUAUCCUUCGUGAAGCUCGCGCAAGUUGCUCGAAUAGUGUGAUGAUUUCAGGAAGUUGGUCCUGUAUUUUAAACUAAUUGGAAAUUUAUGCAAUGAACCCGGACUGUUUUACUCGUUUGCUGCGGUGAUGAUAUUAAAAUAAUUUUUUCGCGCUCUUGAAGGCGAUCUGGUUUGCUUGGCGCUUGUGCAAUAACAUUUGGUCAUGGCCAAAGAUGAUUUGGAAAUUAAAUGGUGUUUCUUCGGGUCGA
Notodromas monacha is the source of this 4311-nucleotide messenger RNA. NCBI's taxonomy places the organism in Eukaryota, Metazoa, Arthropoda, Ostracoda, Podocopida, Cyprididae. The record is from the annotation of a GenBank genome assembly.